AGAAGUGUUAAAGCUCCCAGCAUUCACUAUGGAUGGCUUGAACCUCAAUAAGCACAUUGUCCUCUCAACAAGCCAUGGCUGCGCCCGUAGUUGUGAGGGAGAAAUUGUGAGCGUGUCAAGGCGCAGCCAGACCAGAGAGGCAGCAAGACGUCGGUGACCUGGAGAUCGAGGCAGUGGCGUGGGGGGUGCCCCGAGACACACACCCAGGACCUUAAGAACCACAUUUACCCCCACCAAACGAGCACGAAUCAUACAGGAGAGGGUGGCGGAUGUGAGGAGGAGGAGAGGCAGCAAGAUGCGAGGCAGUAGAAAAGGGUGGAGGAGGAGUCGGGGUUCCUGGCAGUGGCGACAGAGGGCGUUGCUGGAGUGUUUAUAUUCUUAUUGUUGAUGUUGAAGGUUCUCCCUGGCGGGUCUGGCUCCUCUCUCACUCCUCCCGCGGUAAGGGGACUAACAGGACAGUGAGAGCCAGAGUUCACUGUCUAUCAUUCAGCUGUUCAACAUCAUUAUAAUUAUGCAGAGGAACUACUGGCAGGGGAGAUAGUAGGAUAACUGCAUAACAUUAUCAGGAAGUAUGCAAGAGGAAUACAAUUAAGGUAUACUUGUAACAUUUUACAGAGACCAGUGGUGACCAUGGCUACAACACAUACAGUACGGACAGUAGGAAGCAUGCCUGCAAAAUUUGUGCCGAGGAAGAGAUUGCGGACAAGACCAUCAAGCAAUGGUUUCCACCGAGUGGCUCUAAUCCAUGGGGAGCCAGAGCAUAAGAUUGAUGAGUUCAUGAUCUAUAGUGAUGAAGAAGAGGAUGAAGAGGAGAAUGACGGAGAGGAAGAGGAGAAUUCCCGUGAUGGAGGAGGUUACAUUGCCUUGGGUGGCGUGCCCCACCACCCGUCACACACGCACCAUACUGUACGACGGAAACAGUCUUUCAUGCAGAAGUACCAGCCAUUAAGUCGCAACUUUGCAGACUAUGUCUUAACAAGAUCUCGGGGAUGCAGCAGACUCGAACACCAACACAUAAAUGAAGAAUUUGGAACAAGGCACAUGCUAACAACAGGCAUGUUUAGGGAGCGGCCAAUUUCCCUCAACCGAAUCAAUAAGGUGUUCUGCUCUCAGUGGUUGAGUGAUCAUCAGAUAGCAAUGGGGACUAAGUGUAAUAAACUGAUGGUUUAUGAUGUCAAUACAAGACAAAUGGAUAUAAUUCCUUCCUUGCGUAGUUCAGAAUUGCAUCGUCCGCCAGAACAGCAGUGUGGAAUUCAUUCAAUUGAAAUAAAUCCCUCUAGGACACUCUUAGCCACCGGUGCUUUAAAUUCUAAUGAUAUCGCAGUUUACAGAUUGCCAACGUUAGACCCAGUGUGUGUUGGUGAAAAAGCUCACCAUGAUUGGAUUUUUGACAUGUGUUGGCUAGAUGACCAGUUUCUUGUGUCAGGCUCAAGAGAUACCCGCUUGUCUUUAUGGAAAAUAGAUGAUGAUAUGGAAAUAGAAAGCUCCCGUAAUCUGCCUAGUUAUGGUCACAUUAAGCCAGUGAAAGUUAAGAAGUGUAAUGGUGCUGAGAAGGUGCGUGCUGUAAUUUUUAAUCCCAACUUUGUUGAGAUUGUUGCUUUAUCUCUAAAUGCGUACCUUCACGUGUGGGACGCUAAUCGUUUUGUUCAGAAAAUGUCUCGGAAGCUUCCACAUGCCAUGGAGAAUGUUUGCCUAACAAGAAAAGAAGAUAGCUCGCUCUAUGCAAUAGGUUCUAAAUCACAUACAACUCUGCUUGAUCCUAGAACUUUACAUUAUGUCAGAAAGGUUAAUGCACGAAUAACCGGGUGUGGAAUACGUUCUGUAAGCUUCCAUGGUGAUAUUCUAACCAUAGGAACUGGAGUGGGAGCCAUCAUGUUUUAUGAUAUGCGAGCUGGAAAGUACAUGGAAUCGACUAUGAAUAGUGGCCGAGCUGUUGUGCUAAAGAGUACAAAAGGAUGGGUAAGUGCAGAUGAUCAAUAUCUUGAUGUCUUUCACAAUGUGGAAUACACCCCGGCAAUAUACACCCAUUGUUAUGACUGGUCAGGUAUGCGACUCUUCACUGCUGGUGGGCCACUACCAGCUUCUCUAAAGGGCAAUUAUGCUGCCCUCUGGUGCUGAGACUUGACAACAUAUAAAUUCUAAUUUUCUAGAUAUUGUAGUGAAAUGUAUUUCUUUCAACAUUCAGCAGCCUUUUAUAGGUACAUUAAAUUCAAGAAGAUUUUUGAGGUCUUAAAAGAUAAAAUUUGGAUAGCUUGAUGCCAUUUAUUUAAAAUAUUUAUAGGAUUGUUGAUGAGAUGUAGGUAAAUAAAGGAAGGAUUUUUCUUACACAUGCUGUGUAUCAGUUAAAAUUUUGCCAGGAGAUACGUGGCCAGACCUUUACUGAAUUGUCACUAAAAGUGUAAGCUCCUGAAUGAAGAUAGUCAGAUGCCAUCUUUCAAAUGCCAGAAGAAUCUUGCACUUAACUGAUGUUGACCAAACCAUUCCAGAUACUGUAUUUAACUCAUUCCAUCUUAAUCUGUUGUCAGCGGGUUCGUGUGUAGUAGUCAUCCCUCAUUCAUGUCCAGGCUAAUGCACUUCUUAUACUCUAACAAAAGUUUAGGUGGAAUCUGAAACUAUAGCAUUUGAAAUGUGGCCUUUUUUUUUUUUUUUUUUUUUUUUUUUUUGUAAGCUUUACUCUGGUAAAGCAUAUCUGUAUAAUUUUAAUAUAUUUUAUGUACAUACUGUGUUAGCUCAUUUGUUGUACUUGUAAUAAAGUAACAAAUAAUAGGUUGAUCAUUUUAACUACAAUACAUCCUUUUUGGGAAUAUAAUAAUUAGCCCAUCAUCUCAGUUUUUCUGUUUCAUUUUAAGCCAAGAAAUUGUUUAAUUUAAUACUGUAAAUAAACUUUUAAGAUUCUGUUUAGUUAGGUGUGGGCAUUGUAGUGAAAUCUUGCUGAAAAGUUGUUAUAUAUUAAAUGCUGUAUAUAAAAGGCUAAGUGCUUGCCCAUUCUUAGACUAAUACAAUAUACCUUGAUUACUAUUGCUGCAUUAUGCUAGCAUGCAUUAUCUUGGUAAAAUACAAUCCAAUAAUUCUGUGAGAAUGUUAAAGUAAAAACAAUAUUUUGGUACUAAAAUAUUAAAUUGUAAGUUUCCCCAAUUUGAAGAUUAUUCUUGUACUGAUGUAAUGAAACCUUUGCCAGUUACAAUUUUUUUUUUUUAUAUAAACUAAAAUUACCUUUGUUGAUGCAUCACAGGAAUUGUUUAUUGGGUUUUCAAAAAUACCUCAUUAUUUAAUAAAUAAGCCAAGCCUGUACCAGCUGUUGGAUUAUUUUUAAUAUAUUUUAAAUUACAAAUCCUUGGUUCAAGGAUAUCAAAUUUUCAAAUAAAUGUCACAAUAUGAAAUGUGAUUAGUAAGAAAGUGCUUAGAGUUGGUUGAAAAAGUUUAAAUACAGGCGCACCUCGAAAAUAAAGAUUUUAUCAUUCUGGAUUUGCAGAAAAUCCGGAAAUUUGCUCAUUUCUUUUACCAUUUACCACCAAAUUUUCUGUUUUUUUUCCCUUACAGCAUGUGAUACAAUGUAUGUUUAUGUAUAGACAAAUAAUAUACAAUGAUUUUGGUGGGAUGGUACUCCUGGCCUCGUGGCUUCUUUUGAUUAUUACUUUGGUGGGGUAUAAACAUUACUUGUAAUGUAUAAAUUUUAAAAAAUAUUUGAUUACCUUUUUGGAGCAUAGGCUAGUCUUCUUAACCCAGUACAUGUAAUAGCAGGAUAUAGUACUACUGUACAGUAUAUGGUAUGUACAAUGCAAUACAAAGCCUUCCACAUUGUACUGUAACUGCCCAUGAUGAUGCAUAAUUCACACACAGUAUCAUCCAGCUGGUUUGUUAGUAUUUCUUUAACUGCAAUGUUUUUUCUGUUACUUCCACCACUGUUUUUCUUCUUACUGACAAACUUCAUUUCCUUCCUCUGCAUUUCAAUAUCCAAAACAACAAUACAAUAGUGCCAUACUCCUCUGCCGAUUGUUUGCCUGCCACACCAUGAUCCGAUUUCUCAAAUAGCUCUGCCUGUUUAUUCAUGGUAAGGAAAUUUGCCUUGCUCUUACCUGGUCCACUUACCAAAAUACCACUCUUGCCAUAUGACAGCUUCUAAUCACAUAAUUAUAUAUUGAACAAAAAAAUCCAGAUUUUAGUAAAAUCCACUUUAUUAAAGGUAGGAUUUUCGGGGUGCUUCUGUAUAAUAGUACUGUAUUAAAUAGGCCGUGGAAUGAAGUGCAAAUGUGAGUAAUAGCAGCAGGUGAUUCAUUAGACCAUUAAGGUAAGUAUAUGCAGAAUAACCUACCUAAAUGUCUGAAAAUAAGAAGUGAUCAGUAAUUUCUUGAAGUCAAUGAUCCUAUACAGUAUAUAAAAUAUGCAGUUAAAGGAUAUAUUUAUCACUGUGAAAAUAGUAGUCAACAAAGUGAAAGAAAUAAACUAUUUUAAUUAGUUACAUGAUCUUUUCUUUUAUAAUUUCUAUAACCACCUUUCAAUAUUUAGUACUAUUUACCAUUUAUAUGUCCAGGCUGAGGCCUCAACAACAUAUGAAAGUGGGGAAUGGGAUAACAAUAAUUGAAUCAGAAAUAUUAAGUACAGUAUAAGAUUGAUCAUCAGCUGGCAAUGUUAAACAUGACUAACUGACAUGGGUCUGAUGCAUUCUAGUCAGACUAGAGAUCAAAGCUGCCAUGGAAAAGUAACAGUGUAGUUUGUUCAAAUAUUGUGCUGGAAUAAAAAUUAAAUUUAAUUCUUUCUACCUAACACUAUGUAGUGUUAUGUAGCAGAUGCUGAGAAAGUAUGACUGAAUAUUUCAUGAAGAUAAGAUAUACAACUUUCAAGGCUUUUUCUGAGGAACUUGCAGUUAGUGGCAGGAGUGUGGGUGAGCGAGCUUUGUGACAGUGAUUCAAGAUUUUCCUCUUAACUAAAUCAGGUUUGAUUAAUGUAUGUGAUGGUUUGAAUUAAAGUACAAUAUGUAAAAAUUUUCUAUGGCAAGCGCUGUUUGUAUUACAUUCAUAAAUAGUAUUCUACUUUGGGCUACAAAAUCAUUAUAUUGCAUGGCUCCUGAUCAAAAUGUAACACACAACCAUAUUAUUUAAACAGCACAAUAAAAUUGAUAGAUAACA
Messenger RNA from Procambarus clarkii (red swamp crayfish), 5126 nucleotides. Lineage: Eukaryota; Metazoa; Arthropoda; Malacostraca; Decapoda; Cambaridae. The record is from RefSeq and is a predicted model, not a curated record.